This is a messenger RNA of Planococcus citri (citrus mealybug), 1494 nucleotides long. Its product is annotated as G-protein coupled receptor dmsr-1-like. The transcript has 2 exons. Gene Ontology annotation, molecular function: G protein-coupled peptide receptor activity. The record is from RefSeq and is a predicted model, not a curated record. Gene Ontology annotation, cellular component: plasma membrane. The coding region runs from base 304 to 1455 and encodes 383 amino acids. NCBI's taxonomy places the organism in Eukaryota, Metazoa, Arthropoda, Insecta, Hemiptera, Pseudococcidae. Gene Ontology annotation, biological process: G protein-coupled receptor signaling pathway.
UGCUUAGCAGAGACCAAUUGUGAAAAUAACGUUCUUCCAUUGAAAAAAAAUUUCGCGUUGUAUGCGUAAUAUUUUCGAAUCGAGUAUUUUGAAAAUGAGUGAAAUAAUGUUCCGUGAAUUCGUUUUUAUGAUCAAAUUUUAACAAUUUUUCUCAGUUUGGUUAUAUGUACUGUUAUGAUUUUCCAAAAUGGACAAAAGGAAAAAUGCAAAUCACAAGGUAAGAUGUAAAACUCACAUCCAAUUUAAAUGCAACAAAGACGAAUCACAUGUUCAUAGACCAAAUCAUCUUGCAAAAAAAUCCAAAUGGAAACCAAUAAUACGAGUAUACCAUAUUGUGGAAACACCUUACCAAAAAUUGGCAAAUAUUACCGAGACAACAUAAACGGUUACGCCAGUGUAACAAUAUGCAUCAUCGGUGUGAUCCUAAAUUCACUCAACUUAUUGGUAUUCACCAGGAAAACAAUGAUCUCACCGCCGAACUUUAUAUUCACCAACUUAGCCAUGAUAGAUUUUUUAGCUCUAUCAGCUCGUAUACCACUCGUAUGGCUGAAAUACGUUCAGAAUAAUGAUUACGAAUCUGAGACGAAAGGACGAAGUUACGAAUGGGCAGCAUCGGUGGUAUGUAGCGAUCUUUUAGCGGUCACUUUUCAGUUCUUAUCAGCUUUCCUGACGGUGAUGAUGGCGAUAUGGAGAUACAUAGCUGUGAAAUAUCCUCUGAAAGUACGUCAUUGGUGCAAUAUGGAAAUCACCAGGAAUGUGGUGAUUGCUGGUUACAUCCUGUGCUGCAUUUUGCUCGCUGUACCGACGUACAUGACGCGCGAGAUUCUCGAGAUUAAAAAUAAUCAGACACAUAUUUCCACGUAUAAAGUCAGUUAUCAACGAAAUGUGAUAAUGUUUCGAGUAGCUUUCACUGUUCAAGGACUGAUAGCCAGAUUAUUGCCUUCAGUAGUGCUGGCAGGGUUAACUUUUAGAAUCGUUGUUGACUUAUCAGCAAGUAAAAUCCAUCGAGGACAAUUAACUCCAUCUGCAAGCGUCCAAUGCGACAUGAAAAAAGCAAAAAUGAAACGACAAAUGAAUAUUUCAACAUCGAUGUUGGUGACAGUCGUGGUAUUAUUUUUCAUAGCCGAGUUUCCAAAAGGAAUAAUAACCAUUCUGCGAGUAAUUUACGAGAACGGCGACGACAUUUCUUCAAAACUUCAUGGCCAAUGUUACACUUCAGUAGUCCAGAUGUUUAAUACGAUCACUGAUUUUAAUUUAUCUAUCACGUUUUUCGUAUAUUACACCUCAAGUCAACAUUUCAAAACUACUUUUAAAUCGUUGUUCAUUUGUAAUAUUUUCCUUUAUUUGAAACAUAUACCAUUAGCUUUAGGUAAUGGCGAAGAAGUUAAUACAGGUCCGUCGACUGAUGAUACGUUUACCCCUUGUAAUUUUAAUUUACAAAGCGAUAGCGAAUAACAAUAUCUUGUGUGAAAAGAACUUUUUUUAUUACGUGUG